Messenger RNA from Poecilia latipinna (sailfin molly), 2261 nucleotides. RefSeq names its product protein NLRC3-like. Lineage: Eukaryota; Metazoa; Chordata; Actinopteri; Cyprinodontiformes; Poeciliidae. The record is from RefSeq and is a predicted model, not a curated record. The transcript has 5 exons. Bases 81 to 2261 code for a protein of 726 amino acids.
UGAACCCCAGCUCUAGCCCGAUUACUGCUGAACAUUGGCCCGUCCAUGAUCCUGCAGAGAUCAGAAGUGAUAGACGAUGGAUGGAUGGAUGGAGGAAAGAUCUUCCUGGAUGGAUGGAGAGGAGCAGCUGUGCUCCAGGAGAUGUUGGUCUGCAGGAGGUUCUUCAGGAACAUAAAAUAAUUCUGAGGAUGAGAUGUGAAUGUGUGACUGAAGGAAGUGAUGAAACAGGAAGUAGAACCCUCCUCAACACGAUCUACACUGAUCUCUACAUCACAGAGGGACAGAGUGAAGAGGUUAACACCCAGCAUGAGGUGAAGCAGCUGGAGAGAGCUUCCAGGAUCCAGAAGCAUCAUGACUCUGCAAUUAGGUGCCAUGACAUCUUUAAAGCCUUCCCUGACCAAGAUGGAGUCAUCAGAGUGGUUCUGACCUGUGGUGUCGCUGGUGUUGGAAAAACCUUCUCAGUGCAGAAGUUCACUCUGGACUGGGCAGAGGGUUGGGAGAACCAAGAUAUUAGUGUGGUGCUUCUGCUUUCGUUCAGGGAGCUGAACUUGAUCAGAGAUGAGCAGCACAGUCUUCUCUCACUGCUCCAUGUUUUCCAUCCAACACUCCAGAAGAUCCCAGCAGAGCAGCUGGCUAAAUGCAAACUGCUCUUCAUCUUUGAUGGCCUGGAUGAAAGCAGACUUUCACUGGACUUCAACAACAGUCAGCUGGUUUCUGACGUCACACAGAAGUCAUCAGUCAACGUUCUGCUGACAAACCUCAUCAAGGGGAACCUGCUUCCCUCGGCUCUCAUCUGGAUAACUACCAGACCUGCAGCAGCCAAUCAGAUCCCUCCUUCAUGUGUUUCCAGGGUAACAGAAGUACGAGGCUUCACUGACACCCAGAAGGAGGAGUUCUUCAGCAGGAGGUUCAGUGAUAAAGAGCUGUCCAUCAGAAUCAUCUCCUACAUCAAAACCUGCAGGAGCCUCCACAUCAUGUGUGGAAUCCCAGUCUUCUGCUGGAUCACUGCUACGGUUCUGGAGAACAUGUUGACCUCAGAACACAGAGGAGAGCUGCCCAAAACCAUGACUGAUAUGUACUCACACUUCCUGCUGGUCCAGAAGAACAGGAAGAACAAGAAAUACCAUGGAGGACAUGAGACAAGUCCACAGGAGCUGAUGGAGGCUGACAGGGAAGUUCUUCUGAAGUUGGGGAGGCUGGCAUUUGAACAUCUGGAGAAAGGAAACAUCAUGUUCUACCAAGAAGACCUGGAGCAGUGUGGUCUGGAUGUCACAGAGGCCUUGGUGUACUCAGGAGUUUGUACAGAGAUCUUCAAAAGAGAGAGUGUGAUCUUUCAGAAAUCAGUCUACUGCUUUGUUCAUUUGAGCAUCCAGGAGUUUCUGGCUGCCGUCUACAUGUUCCACUGUUUCAUCACCAGGAAGUCAAAGGUGAUGAAGAGAUUUGUGGGAAAAGAAUACAGAGAAACAUCUCUGGAGGACUUCAUGGAGAAAGCCAUGAAGAAAUCCCUCAGCAGUGAAAAUGGUCACCUGGAUCUGUUUGUCCGCUUCCUUCAUGGUCUCACUGUCGAGUUCAACCAGAGACUCUUAGGAGGCCUGCUGGGUCAGACAGAGAACAGUCCAGAAACCAUCCAGAGAAUCAUCACCAAGCUGAAGGAGAUGAACAAUGAUGGAAUCUCUCCUAACAGAAGCAUCAACAUCUUCUACUGUCUGAUGGAGAUGAACGACCUCUCAUUUUAUCAGGAGAUUCAAAGCCUGCUGAAAUCAAGGAAGCAUCUCUCGGUGUCCAACUGCUCAGCUCUGUCCUUCAUGCUGCAGAUGUCACAGAAGGUUCUGGAUGAGUUGGACCUAGAGAAGUACAACACAUCAGCAGGUGGACGACGGAGACUGCUUCCAGCCAUAAGGAAUUGCAGAAAGGCUCGACUUGGUAGCUGCAUGCUUGAAGGGGCUGAAUGUGAAGUUGUGGCCUCAGCUCUGAAGUCCAACCCCGAUCUGACUGAACUGGAAAUAAGUUGGAUCACUGAAUUGGCUGACUCUCAUACGAAGCCUGUGUGUGAGAUCCUGGAGAGUUCAAUCACUAAAGUAAAGGACCUGAGAUUGUUCAGCUGCAGUUUGUCAAAGAUCAGCUGUGAUUAUCUGGCCUCAGCUCUGAAGUCCAACCGCCUCCAUCUGACAAAACUGAACCUGGGAUACAACGACCUGACAGAGUCAGAUGUUCAGCAGCUGAAGGAUCUUGUGGCAGACAUGGUGAUCUAUGCAAAAUAG